Molecule: messenger RNA, 2373 nt
Organism: Paraglomus brasilianum
Lineage: Eukaryota; Fungi; Glomeromycota; Glomeromycetes; Paraglomerales; Paraglomeraceae
Source: the annotation of a GenBank genome assembly
UCCACGCCAUUAUUUACUCCCCUUCAAGAACAUUACUUGAAAAGGGAAUUAAUUAGCUGUCAAGUCGAAAAAGAACUUCCAAGCUUUGCCACUGAAUCAGGUCUUUCGUUCCUCGGCCCGCCAUUCUCGCCAGAGACUCCGCUGACUACACCGUCACCAUUCCUCUAUUUCAUAUUCCAUAAUUAUGUGCUGACAUUUCCAUUCCUCCGGUCUACGAGUAAUGACUUUUGGAAUAAAAUAAGAGAAUUCAUAGACCAAUUUAAUAGCAAAAAUAUCAGCUCCACCGUUACCAGAGAAGAGGCAACACGUCGAAGAAAGUUGGCGACAAAGUUUGUGGGACACGUUACACUGUUGUUGAAUGCAGGAAUUAAAAGUACUCUGGGACAAGAUGAGAAUUUAAAAGUAAGCGAUUGGCUGAGUCCAAAAGAGCAACAGAAGGAGAAAGCGCAAGUAGACAAUUCGGGGAAUACUUGGGAAUUGAAUGUUGUUGGUGUUAGAAUUCGGGUUGAAAAAGGAAAGUUGAAAGAACAUGUACACCCGGAAUACAUAAUACUAACAAGCAGAUCAGGCACUGAAGAUGUAUUUGUUGCCAGACGUUACCGAGAAUUUCGAUCUUUAUUUAAUAAACUCAAAGAUGAGUUUUCGGAUAUAGACAUACUUGACCUUCCAAAAAAGAUCAACGAUACGUCAAAAAUAGGCCAAUUGACCAACAGAUCAUCAGUCAUUCCAAAGUAUAGAUAUGAAAAGAAUCGGCUCAACCUCCGCGUAUACAUACGCCAUCUUUUGCGAAUAAAGAAGGUAGCCCAAUCUAAAUUAUUCCAAGACUUUUUAUUAAAGGAUCCGGUCGAAUUGACAGAAAAGGAUCAAAAGAAUAUCGCUGAAAGAGCGGAAUUGGAUAGGAUUAAAGAUGAACGGAUAAGGGCAUUUGAAAUGGAGACUGAAAAGCAGAUGGAGGGGUUCUACGAUCAAAUUGAUACGGUUAAACAGGAAUUGCUGAAAUGCGGUGGAUUGUCACAUUUUGCUGCAACUAUAAGGGAAACUGCCGAAAUUUCACAAUUACCAUCCUCUUAUCAAGAAAUAAUUAAAUGGGGAGAAAUAAGUUUUGCUUCAACUUUGUAUCGCGUUUUUGUUGGGUCAGACACCAGCAGUGCGACAUUUGCCAAGUUGAAGAAUGCCCACUCAUUGAUGCCAUAUAAAGCGAUGCACGGAAUUUUGAAAAUUUCUAGUCCUCUUGUUCUCAUGAGAGCUAUGUUGGAUCUAUUUUUAGCUCAACCAUUUGGUGCUAAAAGUCUUAUACAAAGGAUGUUGUCCACAAAUCUGAAUGAAGAGAUCAGAGACAUGCAAAAAAAAAUUGAUAUGUUGGGAUCAGAUAUCAAUGAUUCUGCCAUAUGUGAGAAACUCAAAAACUAUUCAAAUUCUUCCAUAAAAGUGCAGAAAAUCAUAAAAAGCGAAGCUGAUGGCGAGAACGCGGCUGCAAUAGUCAGGGCUAUUCUACACACAUCUACUUUGCAACCACAGUUGUCGCCGCAAUCGUUAGCCGCAACGCAAGAGACGCAUAUGUUUGAUAAUGUCAAGAAAUUGUUCUUCUUAUACUUGAGGAAGCAUGACAAGGAGAUGAUGGUUGAUCUAUUAUUUCAGGGGGUUACUGGCAGCUUGUUCAGAGAAAUCCUAGCCAUGUUUUAUGAACCAUUAGCAAGAGUAUAUAAGGCAGCGAAUUUUGGAGACUCGCUAAGCGAUAUAUCUAAUUUUGUAAACGACUUGAUUCAAGUGGUCGAGGAAGUAGAUGAGAAAAAGGCCGCAAAUACAUCGACUGAAUCAAUAGUUCAGAUAUUCCUCUCCCUCGUUCGUAGACACUCGCAACGCUUCUACUCGUUUGUCCACGCAAUAUAUUCACACGACACUGCUGGAAUAUUCUCAUCUCUUGUCAAUUGGAUGGAGACUAUAUUGUCAUUUGCACGCGAUGGUCUAUCGGAGAGGAUAGACAUGGGUCAGAUAGCAAGAUCAACGUUAACAGCAGACGAACAAGAAAAACUCUUUUCCGAGAUAGAACAGCUUAUAGAAUGGCAUAAACAGCGCAAGAGAUGUCGAUUGGAUAAACUUAGAAAGGCUGUUUAUACGCAAUAUCCAGCUGUAGAUGAUAGCACGCCUCUGUCAUCGAAUGUAAUUGAGGAAAUUGGUGUAGAUAAAUUCGUGGAAGAAAGCAUGGACUUUAUGUUUGACAGCUCGAGUGGUGAGGAAGAUAAUGGUGACAUCAAGUCUGAUGUUGAUGGGAAAUACUCAAAGGCUAAGAAAGAUUUUGUAACUAUUCGCAAGUUAAUUGAACCGUUUGUUGCAAAAGUCAAAGUUGCGAUUUCAGAUACUGUAGUAUAUUGA